Messenger RNA from Annulohypoxylon maeteangense, 1016 nucleotides. RefSeq lists its product as uncharacterized. The transcript has a single exon. The record is from RefSeq and is a predicted model, not a curated record. Lineage: Eukaryota; Fungi; Ascomycota; Sordariomycetes; Xylariales; Hypoxylaceae. Bases 59 to 814 code for a protein of 251 amino acids.
AUAUCAACAUCUAUUUUCAUUUGACAAUCAACAAUCAUUCUCGUUUCAAUAAACAAUCAUGGGUUCCCCGCCUGAUGAGAAAUCCACCCAGACCGAAAUGCAUGCACAUCUUACCAUGGACGCCAAGUCUAGCAAAUCUAGCCGGAUGCGCACCUCCAAACUCUUUAUCGCAAUCCUCACUCUCCUAUCCCUCGCCGGUGCUGCCUUCUACUUCUACCAAAACGGUAUCCCCUUCUACCAAACCUCCACAUUAUCUCCAUCCUGGAACGACGAAUCCGAAUGGCCCACUCCCAAGAUCCCAGGCCCUGAACUUCCUGCCCCUGUUGAGCCAUUCGAGCCUCUCAAGCGCUACAGCCUCGACUACGGCAAGGUCGCCUGCUGGCAGGACGGCGGGGUAUGGAUCAAAGAGCUCACGCCCGUAGAGAUGUCCUCUCUGGGCAUCGAUCGCUUCCGGGACACGGCCCGCGCGCUCGAACAGGCGGACGAGGACGCAUUCUGCGCGCGCCUGCGCAUGCACGGCGCAAGUUUCUGGCAGCUGCCGCCGCAGUGGCCCGAGCAUGUCCACUGGUGCGACGCCAUGGAUGAGUGUGUGAAGCCGACGAAGAAGGUGAGCCUUGAGGUGGGCUUCCCGACGAGCGGUGGUGUGUGGAUGCUGGAUACGAGUCAGGGCUGGGAAGGAAUGUACCCGCAGAGUUUGGGCCUGCGAAAUGCGCUUACGAUGGAUGAGAGGUGCCAGGUUAUUAAGGAUCUAGGCGGACGCUUCUGUGAGGAUAUACAGGCGUGCCCGGAGAUGGCUGCUUUAUUAAGACCGUAGAGGGUAUGCAGGGCCCAGAGGCGACAGCUAAGUAGGGGGCGUCGCCUUCGAUCUCGCAGUACGUAAAACGGCGGUCGCGUGGCGUAGUGGUAAUGCGAUUGAAUUAGUUCCGUGCCAACAUUGAAAUUUUCAGUGGUCACUAUCAACAAACAAGCUACAUAAAUGAGGUUUUUUCGAACCUUUCACAUUUCGUCAAUUGAGC